Molecule: messenger RNA, 1446 nt
Organism: Panicum hallii
Lineage: Eukaryota; Viridiplantae; Streptophyta; Magnoliopsida; Poales; Poaceae
Product: bZIP transcription factor RISBZ5-like
Exons: 6
Coding region: 152-997 (281 amino acids)
Biological process (GO): regulation of DNA-templated transcription
Molecular function (GO): DNA-binding transcription factor activity
Source: RefSeq, a predicted model, not a curated record
GUGCCCGCGGCCGGCCCCUUCAAAAGCGGCCGUCGGCUCGCCGGCGACACGAGCGGAAGACGACGGACACCACCCCGCCGGAACCGGGAGGGCAGCGGGAGGCAGAAAGGGCGGCCGGCGACAGCAGCCAGUCCACCACCGGCGGACGGAGAUGAAGAAGUGCCCGUCGGAGCUGCAGCUGGAGGCGUUCCUCCGGGAGAGCGGCGGCGGCAGUGCCGCGGAGAGCAAGUCCGGAAGCGGACCAGGCGAGCCCGGUGGGAGCGGCGUGUUCUCGCCCGGCGGCGUCGGCUUCGGCGACUCGAACACCAUGGAUGGAAGCAGUUGGUGGUUCGGGAGCAUCCGCCCGGUGAACCCACCCGUGUCGCAGACGGCGUCAAUCUCCGCUAGCCCCAGGGCAACCACCUCAACGAGUCAUGCUCUUGAGAGCGAGUCAGACUCUGACAGCGAAUCAUUGUAUGAGGUAGAAGGAGGUUCAUGUGAGCGAGGCACCAAAUCUAUGGAAACAAAGCGAAUAAGGAGGAUGGUGUCCAACAGGGAGUCUGCUCGACGAUCCAGGCGGAGAAAGCAGGCACAAUUAUCUGAACUCGAGUCACAGGUCGAACAACUUAAAGGUGAAAAUGCAACACUGUUCAAGCAACUUUCAGAGGCCAACCAGCAGUUCACCACUGCAGUCACAGACAACAGAAUCCUCAAAUCGGAUGUAGAAGCCUUAAGAGUCAAGGUAAAGAUGGCAGAGGAUAUGGUAGCGAGAAGCACAAUGUCCUGCGGCCUAGGCGACCUUGGUCUGGCACCAUAUCUGAAUUCAAGAAAGAUGUGCCAAGCUUUGAAUAUGCUCACAGUCACAGGAUUGGAUUUGCUAGGGAGUGAGGCAUUCAGAGGUCCAACCGCAGCUCGACAAGUUCAGAACUCACCAGUACCAAGCACUGCAAGCCUAGAGAGUCUGGAUAACCGGAAGUCCAGCGAGGUGACCAGCUGUGCGGCAGACAUGUGGCCUUGAGAUUCAGGACACUGAUCGGAUUCAAAGCUUGCUAGGCAGAAAUCGCACCAGUUCAUUACCUCAAACAAUUGGUGCCUCUGGAGCAUAGCUUCUGUCAAAUUUCCUUGAACCAUAUUUCUACAAAAGGUUUUACACUAUCACCGUACAUCGCUCGUCUGAUGUAGCUAUCUGGUACUUCUCCAGUGGGAAAGAUACCAUUUACUGGAAGUUGUCAUGGCAAACAGGGAAUGUGGCAAACCUCAAGUAUAGUUUCAAGUAGAAAAUGAACUUGUCUUUGUAGGAAUCUGCAAGAGCCAAAAAAAAAGAUGUAUUUUUUUUUCUGGAACACAUAUAAUUAAAUGAAACAUCCUGAACAAAUGUGUGAAAUAGCCAAGUAGGGAAUGAUGCUUAGGAUCCAAUUGCAGGUGAGACAAUUAUGUUUACAACAAAAUAAAGUGAUCUAUUGUCUA